Molecule: messenger RNA, 3463 nt
Organism: Dermochelys coriacea (leatherback sea turtle)
Lineage: Eukaryota; Metazoa; Chordata; Testudines; Dermochelyidae
Gene: ATP4A
Product: ATPase H+/K+ transporting subunit alpha
Exons: 23
Coding region: 1-3102 (1033 amino acids)
Biological process (GO): sodium ion export across plasma membrane; intracellular potassium ion homeostasis; potassium ion import across plasma membrane
Cellular component (GO): membrane
Molecular function (GO): P-type potassium:proton transporter activity; magnesium ion binding; ATP hydrolysis activity
Source: RefSeq, a predicted model, not a curated record
AUGGGGAAAGCGGACCAAUACGAGAUGUACUCAGUGGAGAUGGAGAAGCAGGGCGAUGGUGCCAUGGACGUGAAGAUCAAGAAGAAGAAGACGAACAAGGCGGUGAAGAAGAAGGAGAAGCUGGAGAGCAUGAAGAAAGAGAUGGACGUGGAUGAUCAUCAGCUCUCACUGGAAGACCUGGAGCUGAAGUACCAAACCAACGUGAACAAGGGCAUGAACAGCACAGUGGCAGGAGAGAUCCUGCUCCGGGAUGGCCCCAACGAGCUCAAACCCCCAAAGGGGACCCCCGAAUAUGUCAAAUUCGCCCGCCAGCUGGCCGGAGGGCUGCAGUGCCUGAUGUGGGUGGCUGCUGCCAUCUGCCUCAUAGCCUUCGGCAUCCAGUGCGGCCAAGGAGACCUGACCAGCGCGGAUAACCUGUACCUGGCUAUUGCGCUCAUCGCUGUGGUGGUCGUGACCGGCUGCUUUGGCUACUACCAGGAGUUCAAGAGCACCAAUAUCAUCGCCAGCUUCAAGAAUCUUGUGCCACAGCAAGCCACGGUGAUUCGGGACGGGGACAAAUUCCAGAUCAACGCCAAUCAGCUGGUGGUGGGUGACCUGGUGGAGAUCAAGGGCGGGGACAGGGUCCCGGCCGACAUCCGGAUCAUCACAGCACAGGGCUGCAAGGUGGAUAACUCGUCUCUGACAGGGGAGUCCGAGCCCCAGACCAGAGCCCCCGAAUGCACCCACGAGAGUCCCCUGGAGACCAGGAACAUCGCCUUCUUCUCCACCAUGUGCCUGGAAGGCACCGCCACUGGCAUCAUCGUUAACACUGGAGACCGCACCAUCAUCGGGCGCAUCGCCAGCCUGGCCUCGGGCGUGGAGAACGAGAAGACACCCAUCGCCAUCGAGAUCGAGCACUUUGUGGAUAUCAUCGCCGGCCUGGCCAUCUUCUUCGGGGGCACCUUCUUUGUCGUUGCCAUGGUGAUCGGCUACCCCUUCCUCAAGGCCAUGGUCUUCUUCAUGGCCAUCGUGGUGGCCUACGUGCCCGAGGGGCUGCUGGCCACCGUCACGGUCUGUCUCUCACUCACAGCCAAGCGUCUGGCUCGAAAGAACUGUGUGGUGAAGAAUCUAGAGGCAGUGGAAACUCUGGGCUCCACCUCUGUCAUCUGCUCCGACAAAACGGGUACCCUGACCCAGAACCGCAUGACUGUCUCCCAUCUCUGGUUCGACAACCAGAUUCACACGGCUGACACCACAGAGGACCAGUCAGGGCAGAGUUUCGAUCAGUCAUCGGAGACAUGGAGAGCUCUGUGCAAGAUUGUGUCUCUCUGCAACCGAGCCUUCUUCAAAUCAGGCCAGGAUAACGUGCCGGUGCCCAAGAGGAUCGUGAUUGGAGACGCCUCAGAGACGGCGCUGUUGAAGUUCUCCGAGAUCACGCUGGGGAACGUCAUGGAGUACCGGGAGCGCUAUAAGAAAGCCUGUGAAAUCCCCUUCAACUCCACCAACAAAUUCCAGCUGUCCAUCCAUGAGUUGGAGGACCCACGGGAUCCCCGGUACCUGCUGGUGAUGAAGGGGGCCCCGGAGCGGAUCCUGGAGCGCUGCGCCACCAUCAUGAUCAAGGGGCAGGAACUGCCCCUGGACGAGCAGUGGAAGGAGGCAUUCCAGACGGCGUACAUGGACCUGGGGGGGCUGGGAGAGCGUGUGCUGGGGUUCUGCCACCUGUACCUGGAUCCAGGGCAGUUCCCACGCGGCUUCUCCUUCGACACAGAGGAGAUGAACUUCCCCACCAGUGGGCUCUGCUUUGCCGGCCUCAUCUCCAUGAUCGACCCGCCCCGCGCCACCGUGCCCGAUGCCGUCAUGAAGUGCCGUACUGCCGGAAUCCGGGUUAUCAUGGUGACUGGAGAUCACCCCAUCACAGCCAAGGCGAUUGCGGCCAGCGUUGGCAUCAUCUCGGAGGGCAGUGAGACAGUGGAGGACAUCGCCGCCAGGAUGCGCAUCCCCGUGGAGCAGGUCAACAAAUGGGAGGCCCGGGCCUGCGUGGUGAAUGGGGGGCAGCUGAAGGACAUGGAAACCGAGGAGCUGGUUGAGAUCCUGAAGAUGCACCCCGAGAUGGUCUUCGCCCGGACCUCCCCCCAGCAGAAACUGAUCAUUGUAGAGAGCUGCCAGAAACUGGGUGCCAUUGUGGCCGUGACAGGCGACGGGGUGAAUGAUUCCCCGGCUCUGAAGAAGGCUGAUAUCGGGGUGGCCAUGGGCAUCGCUGGCUCUGAUGCCGCCAAGAAUGCGGCCGACAUGAUCCUGCUGGACGACAAUUUUGCCUCCAUUGUCACCGGCGUGGAGCAAGGCCGCCUGAUUUUUGACAACCUGAAGAAAUCCAUCGCAUACACCCUGACCAAGAACAUCCCGGAGCUGACUCCGUAUCUGAUCUACAUCACGGUCAGCGUCCCCCUGCCCCUGGGCUGCAUCACCAUCCUCUUCAUCGAGCUCUGCACUGAUAUUUUCCCCUCGGUGUCCCUGGCCUACGAGAAAGCUGAAAGUGAUAUCAUGCACCUGAAGCCCCGGAACCCGCGACGCGACCGUCUGGUGAACGAAGCCCUGGCUGUAUACUCCUACUUCCAGAUAGGGGCCAUCCAGUCCUUCGCCGGCUUCACGGACUACUUCACGGCCAUGGCCCAGGAGGGCUGGUUCCCCCUGCUCUGCGUGGGGCUGCGGGCCCAGUGGGAGAAUGACCACCUCCAGGACCUGCAGGACAGCUACGGGCAGGAGUGGACAUUUGGGCAGCGCCUGUACCAGGAAUACACCUGCUACACCGUCUUCUUCAUCAGCAUCGAGAUGUGUCAGAUCUCAGAUGUCCUCAUCCGCAAGACUCGCCGUCUCUCCGUCUUCCAGCAGGGCUUCUUCAGGAAUAAAAUCCUGGUGAUCGCCAUCGUGUUCCAGCUCUGUCUGGGCUGCUUUCUGUGCUACUGCCCCGGCAUGCCGAACAUCUUCAACUUCAUGCCCAUACGAUUCCAGUGGUGGCUGGUGCCAUUGCCUUACGGCAUCCUCAUCUUCGUCUAUGAUGAAAUCCGAAAGCUCGGAGUCCGCAGGCACCCUGGAAGCUGGUGGGACAAAGAACUUUACUACUAAAAGCAAAGCUCUGCCCCACAGUUGCCGCUGCCCCCGGACUCUUGCAGCAUCUCAGGGCUUACACCCACCCCCUCAGUGCAGCAAAAAAGAUACAGACACCCACGCCGUGUUCCCAGUCCCUGCUUCACCAACCUGGAAACUACUGGAGAAUGCAAACCCCUCAGGCAAGGGGCACCAGCCAUGGAGGAAACAAGACUGGCCCACUCACUUCAGUUCAUAGCUAGUCCUUGUUGACUCUUUUUGAGUAGUUGGCUGCAGGACACCUGGGUUCUACCCCUGGCUCUGGGAGGGGAGUGGGGGUCUAGUGGUUAGAGCAGGGCAGCUGGGAGCCAGGACUCCUGGGUUCUGUCCCUGGCUGUGG